Mollisia scopiformis is the source of this 1832-nucleotide messenger RNA. RefSeq names its product alpha/beta-hydrolase. Lineage: Eukaryota; Fungi; Ascomycota; Leotiomycetes; Helotiales; Mollisiaceae. Gene Ontology annotation, molecular function: epoxide hydrolase activity. The transcript is spliced from 9 exons. The coding region runs from base 280 to 1452 and encodes 390 amino acids. Gene Ontology annotation, biological process: epoxide metabolic process. The record is from RefSeq and is a predicted model, not a curated record.
CUCUCUCACGGAAAUAAUUGGUAAUAUUGACCCCGCCUUACUCCGCCACUACACUACCCCUCGCUCUCGCAAGAUGUUCCUAUCAGUCAUAAGAGUGAACACUUCUGCUCCACCUAUUUCUUACUCACAGGCGAAUACAGGAACAAUCGUUGCUCGUGUUUCACGUUAGUCUAUCUGACAUCAGGAUCCGGACGUGCUAGCUUCUAAACUUUAUAUUUACCUCACUAUUCAUUUCAUCACCUUCCACAUCCCAUCUUUCCAAACUCCAAUUCAACAGUCAUGUCUCAAAUAACGCCCUACAAGAUCAACGUCGACGAGAAGUGUCUAGCAAAACUCAAGCAAAAGCUCGAAUUAGUCGACUUCCCAGAAGAACUCGAAGGCGCAGGAUGGACCUACGGAGCCUCCCUAUCAGAAAUCAAAUCCCUAACCAAAUACUGGCUCGAAACCUUCUCCUGGCGCACCACUGAAGCAAAACUCAACGAGCUCUCCCACUUCAUCACCCCAAUAACAGUCCAAGGUUUCAAACCCGUCGAUAUCCAUUUCGUCCACCAGAAGAGUGAAGAUCCAAAUGCGAUCCCGCUGCUGUUCGUGCAUGGUUGGCCGGGUAGUUUUAUUGAGGUGACGAAGAUGUUGCCGUUGCUCAAGAAAGGGGAGGGGGAGGGGAAGAGGGCUUUUCAUGUUGUUGCGCCGAGUAUGGCGAAUUAUGGGUUCUCGGGAAGGGUUACUGAGAAAGGGUGGGGAAUUGGACAACAUGCGGAGGCUUUGCACAAGCUUAUGUUGAAUUUGGGUUACGAUCGUUAUGUGACUCAAGGAGGAGAUUGGGGUGCUUUCGUCACUAGAACGAUUGGGUUGAAGUAUCCGGACCAUUGCAAAGCAAAUCACAUCAAUAUGAUCAGUGCCGCUGAGCCAGUUUGGACAGCCGAGAAUCCGAAGCCAGAAUACUCCGAGGACGAAAAGGAAGGAAUGGCAACGCAGCAAGCCUUCCGAGCAGAAGGGAGCGGGUAUCUCGCCAUCCAAGGAUCGAAGCCCGCUACCCUCGCCUUCUCCCUCCAAGACUCACCAGUUGGUCUUCUCGCCUGGAUCUAUGAGAAACUCCACACAUGGACAGAUUCCUACCCCUGGACACCCGAGCAAAUCCUAACCUGGAUCUCCAUCUACUACUUCUCCACCGCGGGUCCCUACGCCGGGAUCUACACCUACUACGAAGCAAUGCACGACCCGGUCCUCAACUUCUCCGCUUUUCAGCAAUAUAUCGACCUCCCGCUGGGUGUAGCUGCGUUUCCGAAGGAGAUGAUCAACUCGCCGGAGAGCUGGUGGGGGACGAUGGGGCCGAUUGUGCAUAGGAAGAGGUUUGAGAAAGGUGGGCAUUUUGCGGCGUGGGAGAGGCCGGAGGAUUUGGUGGGAUGUUUGUGGGAGAUGUUUGGGGAGGAGGGACCGGUGGGGAAGAUUUGAGGAGGGGUUGUGGAUGGUGAGUUGGGGUGGUAAGACGUAAUUGUCUGCUUUCGUUACGUGGUAUUUUUAUGCAUAGUUUUCGAGGUAUCUUCUCUUCACUUUUCUUGCUGAACUUCUUGUUCCUUUCUUCAAUAUGUUGUACCCUUCGAGGUGAGUUGUAAAUGAUUCGACGAGGCUCUGGCCCUUUGCAACAGGAUUUAGAGUAAGUGCGACAACCCAGGCGGCAAAAUUUCAUAUUAUCCUUCCAAAAUUCGACUUUUCCGAAGGCUGUACUUGACUCGGUGUUCAUAGGAGAUUCGGAAGGAGGAACAGUGGGUAAGAUUGAGGGAGGCUUGAGUCUUGUAGGUUGGUUUGGUAAAGCGCAAUUAUCGUAUCCUAGU